UUUUUGCUCGUGCUGGACAUGGCACACCUUGGAUUGACAUCAACUUCGAAGCACCCAGCUUGGUUGGAUUCGUCUCCGCUGACCUAUGGCAUUGGAUGAACGGGAUUACUUUCAGCAGCUUGUGACCUUGGCAUUGCUGAAAGCCUGUUGUCCUUGAAAAGUCAUAGCCAUCCUGAUUCUUUCCCUUCAAUACCAGGACCAUCCAGAUGUGGUAUGCUCAUUUUGGUAAUUGAUCUUGCAAGUCUUGCCUCGUCGUCAUUGCUGCAAGCUCCUGGAUGCUGUGAUGCAUUUCUGUCAGUGCUUGGCGUGGUGAGGGCAGGUGUACCAUCAGCUAUCCUGGACAUUGUACAUUCAGGAGUGUUGCUACUCGUGCAGUCCUCUUCGCAGCCUGGGCCGUUUCUGUUGGUCAUUGGCAUUGCAAGUGCCGAUCCGUGGAUGUUGGCAUCAGACUUUUUGCACUUGGAGAGCCUAUUGCUUUUGAGGAGCUUUGCUAGGUCAGAAUCAUUGGCACCAACAAUUGGCCUGGCCUACGCGGAGGCGUUCCUAUCACUGCAUGCUAGCUGCAGGCUGGGCUUCUCCCUGCUGUCGAUGGGGAUUUCUUGUGCAGAACUGUCCUUGUUUGUCUCAACAUUUGCUGCUUUGGGGGCCUCUUUGCUGCUCCAAUCCUUAGCUUGGUUUGGGUUUUUGGUGCCGACACUUGCAACGGCAUCAAUGGGCAGCUUUCUGACAACUCUGCAGGCUGCGUGCGCGGAAGCGGUGCCACCUUUGCAAAGCUUUGGCCAUUUCGAGCUCUCUUUCUUGGCCUUGGGUGUAUCUACUCUGGACGUGGAGCCGUCAGUGCUGGACAUCGCCAGCAUUGGAGUGUCAGCUUUUGCACGCAGCACCUGGAGAUUGGACUCGCCACCUUCUAUUUCUGGAAGGAGUUGCCCUGCUUCCUCUCUGUUGCUUUUGGAUCGUUCCGAGCUUGAAAGUAGCUUGUCGUUGAGACGGUCUUUGCAAACUGACGCAGUGCCACCGUUGUUUGGACUAGGGUGCCUGGGGUCAACAUCGCCAGCACUGGACUUUCUUCUCCCCGACUUUUUGCUGCUUUUGCGAGAAUUUGCUCAAUCUGGCCUCCUGUUGUUUGCUCCUGGUUUGGCUUGGAUGGACGCACCCAUUUCCAUGCUGGGUCCUUCCCAUGUUGGAACUGCUUUGCUUCCUCAACGGUUUGCUUGCUUGGAAUUGGUGCCACCGGCGCUGUCCCCGCUCCGUGCCGGCACAUCAAUAUUUGCCUCAGAUGGCAUUAGUCCUGGAGCCGCCCUGCUUCUGCACAGCUUCCUUUGCACUGGUGUGGCUCCGCUUGUCUUGGGCACGUUGCGGUUUGACUUCCUUCUGGCAACUUUGGGAGCGUGGCAUGUUGGAUCCUCCUCGCCUGCAAGGAGCCUUGGUAGACCUGGUCCAGCAUUUCUGCCUUCUGGAUCAUGCCGACCCGACCACCCCCUUCCUGCGCUGGACUUUGUUUGUUUCGGCUUGUCUUUGUUAGCAAGAUCGCCUGCGACUCAUUCUGCAACAUGUUGUCGCUGCUUUCAACUUGACGUGGGAACUCAAUGCCGAACUAGGUUUGCGCAUUCUGACCCGGGAUUGCUGAUGGCAGGCGAUGCGACGUUUGGUGGCAAUGUCAAUCUGGUGAGCUCCUUACCAGCCCGUCACGUUGCCCACUUUGGCUUCUUCCUUCUUCUUCUUCAAAUAAGUCGACUUGGCAGCUUACUACUUGUGUUGGACUCCUUGCAUACUGGCUCCUCUUUAGCCUCGCGUAGUUUUGCACGCUGUGGUUCCCCUGUUUCACCAUUGAACCUCUGUAGUGUGGACUCGUUGCUGGUGAUGAAAAGCUCCAUGCAUCCUGAAGUGUCUAUGCCUUCAUUGGGCAAAGCCUGCUCUGGUUCUAUUCUGGCAGUUGGGGGCAAUCUGCAUCCAGGUGCAGCAAUCUAUUUUAAUGGACCGGGAACCUAUUUGCAGUAUGAUGCUGGUGCAACG
Molecule: messenger RNA, 2013 nt
Organism: Durusdinium trenchii
Lineage: Eukaryota; Dinophyceae; Suessiales; Symbiodiniaceae
Source: the annotation of a GenBank genome assembly